Messenger RNA from Rubroshorea leprosula, 876 nucleotides. The record is from the annotation of a GenBank genome assembly. Lineage: Eukaryota; Viridiplantae; Streptophyta; Magnoliopsida; Malvales; Dipterocarpaceae.
AUCAGAAUCAAGCCUCUGCAGGCAUUUUGGUGUUCCGAGAGAGAAGCAAUGGCGGGUAAGGACGUUAAGCUUCUGGGUGCAUGGCCGAGCCCUUUUGUGAUUAGAGCAAGAAUUGCCCUUAACAUCAAAUCAGUGGAUUACGAGUUUAUCCAGGAGAAGCCAGGGGCAAAAAGCGAGCUUCUUCUCAAAUCAAACCCUGUCCACAAGAAAAUCCCAGUUCUCAUCCAUGGUGAUAGACCCAUCUGUGAGUCUCUCAUCAUCGUUCAUUACAUCGAUGAGGUUUGGUCCCAUGGUCCCUCUAUUCUUCCCUCUGAUCCAUACGACCGUGCCAUUGCUCGAUUUUGGGCUGCUUACAUUGACGAGAAGUGGUUUCCGUUGAUGAAAGCUAUUCGCACCGCGGAUGCAGAUGGCAAGAAGGCAGCGAUAGCACAGAUGGAAGAAGGGAUGGCAGUGUUGGAGGAGGCAUUUACAAAGAUUAGCAAAGGGAAGGCUUUCUUCGGAGGGGAUCGAAUUGGGUUCCUUGACAUAGCAUUUGGUUGCUUCUUGGCGUGGCUGAGGGUCACUGAGAAAUCUAAUGGGGUUAAGCUGCUUGAUGAAUCCAAGACUCCUGCUCUGCUCAAGUGGUCUGAGAGGUUUUGCUCUGACGCUGCCGUGAAAGGCAUUAUUCCUGAGACUGAAAAGCUUGCUGAGUUUGCCAAGAAUCUCUUCAAGCCAAAAUGAAUGGUGUUCCUUUUUCUAAUUGAUGAAUUUGAGAUAUCACUAAACAAUCGUAAUGUAGUUAGGAGUCUACGCAUGCUUAGUAUUGUUAACAAGUAACGUUACUUGUGCAACCUCUUUAGACUGGACUUUGUUUAGAAAUGAAAAUAUGUUUGGUGA